Messenger RNA from Camellia sinensis, 941 nucleotides. The record is from RefSeq and is a predicted model, not a curated record. Lineage: Eukaryota; Viridiplantae; Streptophyta; Magnoliopsida; Ericales; Theaceae.
AUGGCUAAUGACGAGGUUCCCUUUUCGGACCCGGUCAUUGAUAUUUGUGCCGUCCAUGGUGCAGAUAUGGAGGCCGAGGAUGCCCCCGCUUUGCUUCCCCUCGCGGAUAAGCCAUUUGAUGCGGCCACUUACCAGCCACGCACUCAUAUUCUCUCGCCAAGUGGGAUUUUACGAUUUAUGGGCUUCAUCCCUGGGUUGGAGGAGGACACACUUCUGCGCGAGCCCACGGAGAACUUAUCCACCGAGGGCUCUAUGCUCUGGGUUUACACGUAUUUCACCACUCUAGCUCCAGUCCCAGUGAGGCUGAUUGAGUUGUCAGUACCCCGCUCUCGGUACUACAACUCACGGUUCAGAUGCCGCAGCCUAGUAGAUUGGACCUUCCUAUACUUCCGCCGCUUCUUUGAUACGAUCACUGCGGAUCAGGUUGAUUGGCAUCCUUGGGCGAGUAUCUCCGCAGCGUCCAGAGCAACUUAUGCUACUGCCUGGUAUGCCUCUGCCAUGUGGAUUUUGUUCGAGGGCCCUUUUGGUCGAGCCUAUUAUCUGGAAGAGAGGUUCAUCUGCCAAACCCAAGGCGUUACCCAUCCAGACGUUCUGCAUCCUCCUCCUCCAGGCAUGAGGUCAGUUGAUGAGAUACAGGACGGACGUACGAUCGACCUCUUGAUGGAGGGAGAGGACGAUGAUUGACAUCAUAUGGCCGGUGACUUCACUACCUUCUUGUAUACUCGGGUGAUGGCACCCCUCACCCCGGGCGUGGCCCUUCCGGAGGUUGCCGCUACUGCCGCUGAUGCCCCUGCUAGAGGCGCCCCUGUCGUUGCUCCUAUUCCUGGGUUCCCUGUGAUUCCCACGGAGAUCACAUACAUGCACCCAAAUGGGGUGCUCAAGCAGAUUCCGAUCGUUGAGAUCAAGGAGAGGGAUCGCCGGAUAGUUUUUGCUCUAGGCAU